UAUAAUUCUGAUCAUUCAACUCUCCCAGGAAAUAUUUAGACUAAGUAAGCUCUGAUAAAGAAGAUGUUUUAAGGGGAGAUUAGCACUGGAAGAUAAUCAACAAAUUACUUGAGACUGAUUGAAAGCAAGGGACUUCUGAGGGUAUUUGCAUUUGAAGUUGGAAUAUACUGCAGCUACAUAGAUCAUAAAUAUGGCACAGGGUGGGAGAGAUGACACUGUGAUUGAUGUUGAAUCAUUGGCAUCUUCCAUGGAGAAACUACUUACUUUAUCACCUGACAGUUGUAUCUUUAGAACACCAAGCAUACUCGCUAGGCACAAACCAGAAGCAUAUAUCCCCAAUUGUUUUUCCUUUGGGCCUUUUCACCAUGAUAAAGCAGACUUGAAAGUCACAGAGACAAUCAAACUGAAGUAUUUACGAGGCGUCCUCUCCAGAUCAGAUGAUCGAAAGACAAAGUUAAGGGAAUGCCUUGGUUCCAUUCAGGAGGUUGAGGGAAAGGCUCGAGACUGUUAUGCAGGGAAGAUUGAUCAGUUUGUGGCAGAAAAUUUUGUACAAAUGUUGGUGCUUGAUGGUUGCUUCAUCAUUGAGCUACUUCGCAAGGAUGCUGAUGUGGUGCCUAGAGAGGAUGAUGACCCAAUUUUUUCAAUGUCUUGCAUGCUCCAAUUUCUUCAUCAUGACUUGAUUUUGCUAGAAAACCAGAUACCUUGGUUUGUACUGGAGCUUUUGUUCAACAAAACCAAGACCCCUUCGGAAACCAAGCCCCUGGUUGAACUUGCCCUUCAUUUUUUGGGCAGCAUGUUCUCAUAUCAUAGUCCUUUACGCACUGACCUCUUUGUGAAUCAAAAGGUCAAGCAUAUCCUUGAUCUGCUAAGGUUAUUUUUGGUUUUGCCAUCUGAAGAAGUAAAACACUACGAAAGGGAACGACGGUUAAAUCAACAAGACUUGGGGUGGCAGCCAAUCCCUUCUGCCACUAGACUUAAAGAAGCCGGGGUAAAGUUUGUAAGAGUCACAGCUGGUAGCAUUUUGGAUAUAAAGUUUAGGCAUGGUGUUUUUGAAAUCCCGUCUUUGCUCAUUCAAGAGACGACGGAAACCAUCUUUCGAAACCUCAUCAGCUACGAGCAAUGUUUACCGAAUUGUAGACCCAUUUUCACUUCCUACGCCAAGAUCAUGGACAAUCUCAUCGACACCACCAAUGACUUGGAAACGUUAUGCAAGAAGGAAAUUCUCGAUAACUGGUUGAGCCCUGAGGAUGCAGCACAUUGUUUUAACAAGCUUUACAAUGACACUUACGUGAAAGAGUUCUAUUAUUGUAAACUCUGCGAUGAGCUAAAUCAGUAUUGCCAACAACGGUGGCCCAAAUGGCGUGCUGCUUAUGUGCACAACUACUUCACCAGGCCAUGGGCUCUGGCUGCUCAAAUUUAUGCCAUCAUCAUGUUUGUGCUUACCUUCUGGCAAACCUUGAAAUAGGAUUGAUAUUGUCUCUCUAGGCCAUUUCCUGUGUGUGGUUGAUCCAAAACAUAAUAGAACGAGUGCGCUCCAUCUUUAAUUUUGAUAAGCGAUUUCUAUGUUUGCUGUGUAAAACUAUUUCUAUUUCAAGGU
Messenger RNA from Theobroma cacao (cacao), 1597 nucleotides. RefSeq names its product UPF0481 protein At3g47200-like. NCBI's taxonomy places the organism in Eukaryota, Viridiplantae, Streptophyta, Magnoliopsida, Malvales, Malvaceae. The record is from RefSeq and is a predicted model, not a curated record.